This is a messenger RNA of Alternaria incomplexa, 597 nucleotides long. RefSeq lists its product as uncharacterized. Gene Ontology annotation, molecular function: protein kinase activity; ATP binding. The transcript has 4 exons. Bases 1 to 597 code for a protein of 198 amino acids. Lineage: Eukaryota; Fungi; Ascomycota; Dothideomycetes; Pleosporales; Pleosporaceae. Gene Ontology annotation, biological process: spliceosomal complex assembly; regulation of mRNA processing; protein phosphorylation. The record is from RefSeq and is a predicted model, not a curated record.
AUGCACAUGACUAUUCGACAGCUCCAGUAUUACAACCCAGCACACAAGCUCGACGUUCCGCUUCUAAAGUUCACGCUAGCCAACGUGCUAAAGGCACUGUCGUUCUUACACGACGAGGCUAAGGUCGUACAUACAGGAGAUUCCCACUCCGGCUUUAUUCAGCCUGAGCUAUACCGUGCACCAGAGAUAAUUUUCCAGAUGGAGUGGGACUCCAAGGUGGACAUUUGGAGUCUCGCCACGUUGGUGUGGGACUUGUUUGAAGAUGAGCAUCUGUUCGACGCCCGUGACACCGAGGGCAACCCAUCAGGGACACAUCAUGUUUCCGAAAUGGUUGCAUACCUUGGAAUGCCUCCGCUUGAAUACACACAAAGCAACGACAUAACAAAGAUUCUCUUCGACAAGCAAGGACACUGGACGGGUGGCUCCAAGAGUGUACCUAUUCCUAAGAUCUCACUCGAGGAAAGAGUCUCUGCGCUUGAAGGGGAGGAAAAGGAAUUGUUUCUCGAUUUCAUACGCUCGAUGCUCAGAUGGCGGCCGGAAGACAGGAAAUCGGCGACUGAACUCCUGAAGCACCCAUGGAUGGCCGACAUGAAGUAG